Molecule: messenger RNA, 411 nt
Organism: Penicillium antarcticum
Lineage: Eukaryota; Fungi; Ascomycota; Eurotiomycetes; Eurotiales; Aspergillaceae
Product: GFA family protein
Exons: 1
Coding region: 1-411 (136 amino acids)
Molecular function (GO): carbon-sulfur lyase activity
Source: RefSeq, a predicted model, not a curated record
AUGGCAUCCGGUAGCUGCGCCUGUCGAUAUAUCACUUAUACAACGUCCAACCCUCCAAACUAUCUAGUCAACUGCCACUGCACAACGUGUCGCAAACAAGCCGGAGCACCAUACCAGAGCUGGGCUGUUUUCCCAUCUGACGACAUCAAAUGGACCACCAAGCCAACUGAAUGGCGAGCUACAGAGACUGCUACACGCAGUUUCUGUCCGCGCUGUGGCUCGAUUCUCACCAUGAAGCUCGAUCGUGACCUGACGAGCAUUGAUGUGGCCGCGGGCACGCUUGACGACGGAAAGACACUGAUCCCAUUGCCCGGUCAUCAUAUCUUUCUUCAAGAGAAGGCGUCCUGGUAUAAAGUACCGGAGGAUGGGGCGAAGAGGUGGGAUGAGUGGGGGGAUUACCAUAAAUGGUAG